AUGUUUGUAGAAAACUUGAGUGGAUUUUUUGAGAAGCUACAGUUUCACACUUCAAAAACAAAAUGGCAGAGGAAUGUGAUAGUUGUACUUCUGGUGGUAAAUCUGAAUCAUGCAGCCGAGGCAAAAACAGUUCAGGGAGUUUUCACAACCCAUUUGGCACAAGCAGGGAAGGGCCAGUAUGUGACUUCAUUUGCUUUCCAUGGUGAUGCGGUACUCAAUUUUACUGUCAACACAACGGGAAAUGGGGCCAAGCUGUACCUGUUUGUUUCAGAAAGCUGGCAUGACGCAGCAGUGGACACAGACUGCCAGCGUCGAUUCACCAAAGCAGGAUCUGUUGUUACUAUUAAUGAAACGACUGGGCGACACUUGAUGCCACAUUCAAAUUACCCUCACAUUUGGCACAUUGUGUAUGCAGACGUGUAUACCUGUGACCUUGCCCCACCAAAAGAAGCAGUUGAAAAGCCCAACAUUAUCCAGUAUACAAUUCAACUGUGCAACCCUGACAGUCUCGGAAACCCCACAGAACAUUUUGGAGAUCAAGAAACAGGUCUGCUGAAGUUCUACCAGCUGCUGAGCCUGAUCUACUUUGUGGUGGCAUGUGUGGUAGCCCCUCAGCUGUGGGCAACCCUGAGCAAAGGAGGACCCAUGCAGCUACUGAUUCAACUGCUGACUGUGGCAAUGAGUUUGCAGGCCUUUGCUGCACUGACCAUCAUUGUCCAUUUGUACAGAUACUCCAAAGAUGGCGUUGGGGCCCCCUACUUUGAACUCGUCUCUGAAUUUCUGGACAUGCUGUCACAGUCCACCAUGCUGUUUAUGCUUCUGAGUCUAUCGCUGGGCUGGUCCUUGGCAUCUGCUCAUUCAGUAUGCAGGUAUUCUCACCUGCGAACCAUCAGUCAGAAACCAGCAGCCCGAGUCGUCUACCUGUUAGGAGUUGUUCAGGCUCUCCUGUUUAUGUGGGAGCAGAGACAAGACCAGAGUCUGCGUCUGUACUAUGCCCGACGCAGCUAUGCAGGAAUAUCUUUGGUUGUACUGCAGAUCUUGCUGGCAGCCAUGUUUGCCUUCAAGCUGAAAGAGUUGAUCUCCUCCGAGAGAAGUACUCUCAAACGGCAAUUUUAUAGCUCCUUCACAAAGUUGUGUAUGAUGUGGUUUCUGUGUUACCCAGCAGUGGUAAUGACUUCCUGGCUAACAGCUGAAUACUUGCGUGACAAGUUUAUCACCAUGGGAGUGUUGAUCUGCCAGUCAAUAGCAGGGGUAUUAUUGUACCGCCUCUUCCUGUCCCGCAGUCUGUACUGGGAAGUCUCCGCCCUCUCCAGCUCACUUCCCUUCCGACUGAACUACCAGCAUGGCUUGAAGUUCUACUCCUGA
Candidula unifasciata is the source of this 1365-nucleotide messenger RNA. NCBI's taxonomy places the organism in Eukaryota, Metazoa, Mollusca, Gastropoda, Stylommatophora, Geomitridae. The record is from the annotation of a GenBank genome assembly.